Messenger RNA from Solea senegalensis (Senegalese sole), 5641 nucleotides. Its product is annotated as up-regulator of cell proliferation. Bases 234 to 5138 code for a protein of 1634 amino acids. The record is from RefSeq and is a predicted model, not a curated record. Gene Ontology annotation, molecular function: GTP binding. NCBI's taxonomy places the organism in Eukaryota, Metazoa, Chordata, Actinopteri, Pleuronectiformes, Soleidae. The transcript is spliced from 5 exons.
GAAAGUGAAACUGCUUCACAAAGAGAAUAAAACUAGGGUUCUGCAGUACAGUAUUUCUUGCUUUUUCUUUCUUUCUUACUGCUCUGCCAGCAACAGGACAGAUAACCUACGGACACUGCAUCAGUGAGAAAACAGAUUCCCAGAUGAAGGUUUGCUGUGAUGUCAACAGCAGAUCUGCAAAGUGAGAAGCAGUUUAAUCCAGAGCAAGUGAGAGAGAACUGUGCCUCCCCACAAUGGAGGAAAACGAUGAUGAAUUUUACGACUGCAUGACUGACUGGAGCGAAGGUCAAGGUCAUGAGAGGGUGCUUCUGAAUGAUUGUGGAGCACCUUCUACACCUAGCCAGGAUGAAGAGCCAUCUACGUCCUCCUCAGUCACACAGGCCACCACAGAAAUGAUUUCGGACCCUCAGGAUGAGGAGCCAUCAACCUCUGUGGAGCCUGCUGCUUCUCCAGAGCAGGAAACUUCAGUGACACAACUGGAGAGCUUGUUAAAGGAUCUGGGGUUGGAGGACCACUACACAGAGAAGAUUUCACUGGGCAAAGUACUUCAGAUUGAUAAGAGGACCAUUAGUGACGAACCUCCCAAAUGCCAGUCAGAUCUUCCAUGGUACUUUCUGAAGAAAUUAAUGAUGGUUAAUGUCACAGCAAGAAAUGUAAGCACAGGAUGUGAAUCAGCCAACAACCCAGCAUCAGACAACGCUGAAUUUGAUUUUGAUAAUCUGCUGGACAUUACAAACACACAUCACAUGGUAAACCCGCUUGACAUAAUCACUGCUCUCUUCUUGUGUUCUGAUGUUUUUUUGCAACAGGAACUGGCACUCAAAAUGUCCAUGUGCCAGUUUUCUGUGCCACUGCUGCUUCCAAAUUGUGACACAAAUGUGUGCAAACUCAUGCUGUGGGCCAUGAGAGACAUUGUUAAAAAGUACAGACCUCAGUCAGUCUUAGAAUCCAAAGGCUUUGUUGAAGCCAGAAUUGUGCGCUCUGAACUUCCAAUGAUAUCUUUUGUGAGACUGGGGGAAUGCUCCCUCUCCAAGUCAAAGAUCCUCAACAUGAUAUUGAGCAAUUCUCAACAAUACCAUGAUACUUUUGUACACAAUGACAUGCAAUGUGGUGACAGACCAAGAAGAAUAUCUAAUGGACUGACUGAAAUGACUUGGUACCUACCAUGUGGAAACGAAAACAUAGACAUUUUCAGUGAACCAGUAGCUGUGGCUAAUCUUCGUGGGGACAUUGCCUCAUUUGAAACUCAGUUUUCUUUUUUGUGUCAGACAUCGGCAGCAGUUUUUGUCUUUUUUGACAAGUUGGACCGCAAGUGCAAACUGCUGUCCAACAAAAACCACAAGGCACAGAUCUUUUUGGUAGGCAACCAUCAAAGCAACAGCUUUAGUACUGAUGCUCUAAAAAAGGUGGCAACAAAACUGAACUUAACCAAGAACAUCAUUAUUAAGACAAAGCAGAUAAAUGAUGCAGAUUUUGUUCAAAGUCUGCGCAAAGCAGUCAACAAAGUGAUUGAGAACACAAAGAUGAGGAUGCCAAUUGAGCAGAUGGCUGACAUUUCCAAAGAACUGGGAAUCUUGGUUGAUGAAGACUGCAGAGAGUGCCAGACUGCCAAGAGAAAUGCAGAUGAAAUUACUGCACAAAUUCAAGACACCUUUAAGUACAAAGAAAGUCAGCUUCCACUGCAAGGCAAAAUAUGGAAGGAAUUGACGAAAUUAGAGAAAGAACAAUUUAGACUUCAAAACGUUGGAUCUGAAAACAUAGAAAACUACAAAGGUGGCCUUCAGAGAAAGCAGAAACAACUCAGGGAACAACAGAGCUCGCAUAACAUAUCAGAUGCCAUGACGUGUUUCAUCAGUGCAAUAUCAUGCCCAGGGAUAGAGAGAUGUUAUUUCCUAAAGUGGCUGCGAAUGAACCUUGAUAACCAGUCUCGCGAAAAACUGUCUGACCUCAGAAAGCAGUACAAAGACAAAUGCAAAGAUUCUAAGAACAAAGAUGCAAUCAAGGUCAUUGACAGAGAGCUUUCCAACAGUUCACUGGGAAGUGAACACUUUUUCCGUGAAAUGGGUCAGAUCUAUGAAGCUUCAGUUUUCCUUCCAGAAACUGAUCAGUCACGAAAACAAUUACAGGAUCUGCCUAAAAUCUGUGCUGGAUUACUGCUUGAUGGAUUUCCCCUUGAGCUUGUAGAUGGAGAUGCAUCCAACAUACCUCUCACAUGGGUGAAGGAUGUUCUCGCUCAGCUCAACCUAUUGGUGUCUCCAAAUAACAAAAUUCUGGUAGUCACAGUCCUUGGGGUUCAGAGUACAGGGAAGUCCACUCUUCUGAACACCAUGUUUGGAGUGCAGUUUGCAGUCAGCAGCGGUCGAUGCACUCGAGGUGCUUUCAUGUUACUCAUCAGAGUCGAUGAAGAUGUCAAAGAAGUCCUCAACUGUGACUUUCUGGUGAUUAUUGACACUGAGGGCUUAAAGUCACCAGAGCUGGCACAACUGGAUGACAGCCAUGAGCAUGACAAUGAGCUUGCAACACUUGUUGUGGGGCUGAGUGACAUCACCAUUAUCAAUAUUGCAAUGGAAAAUUCAACCCAAAUGAAGGAUAUCCUGCAAAUAGUUGUGCAUGCUUUUCUCAGGAUGAAAGAGGUGGGCAAAAAGCCUAAAUGUCAGUUUGUUCACCAGAACGUGUCAGAUGUUUCAGCUGACGAGAACAACUUGAGAGAGAGGAAAUUGCUCUUAGAGCAGUUAAACGUGAUGACACGAGCAGCAGCCAAAAUGGAAAAGAAAGAGGAGAACAAGUGCUUCACUGAUGUGAUGGACUACAGUGCAGAAACUGGGAACAGGUACAUUCCUGGGCUGUGGAAUGGAAACCCCCCAAUGGCACCAGUCAAUGCAGGGUACAGUGAAGCUGUGUAUCAGCUCAAGAAAAACAUCAUCCAACUACUGGGAAAUCGUGAGACCUCUCCUAAUGACAUCUCAAAGUUUGAAAGCUGGAUGUCAAGCCUGUGGGAGGCAGUAAAGCAUGAAAACUUCAUCUUCAGCUUCAGAAACAGUCUUGUUGCUGAGGCAUACAUGAGGUUAUGCACAGAAUUCAACAAAUGGGAAUGGGAAGUCAAAGAAUCCAUGUACCAGUGGGGAACAUAUGCUGAAACAACGAUUUCCAAUUUUGGUACACUAGCUACAAAAUCUGGAAUAACUGACUUAAGUCAACUUGUUUUGACUUUAAAGAAUGAAGCUUCUACAAAGCUGUCCGAGUUGGAAAAUGAGCUUCUUGAAAAAAUAAAGAAGUAUUUCAAGCAAAGAGACAACCACGUCAAUCUAGUGGAGAGGUACAAGCAGGAAUUUGUCAAUAGUGCAAAGAACCUUCGAACAGAUAUGGAGACCUCUGUGUACAGUCAGCUCACAGUAGCGAAACAACUUAAGGAGGGAAUGACAGAACUUGACAAAAUCAAGAGCAAUCACACAGUAGAAAUUGAAAAGGCAGUGUGUGUAUUGAUUGAUAAAUGUCGUAAGACAAAAGUCCAGAUGUCAGACACAGAGCUGGACAAAGAAUUUGAAAAGAUGUGGAAUCAAACAUUGAAUAAACUAACUUUCUCUGAACAACAACCAACAAAUGUCUUCACCAGUGUCUCUUACUACCUGAGACUAAAUCUGGCUCCUAAGGGGAGUCAUGCAUGUGAAUUGUUAAGCCAGAAAAGACUGGAAGAUUAUGGCAAAACUCCUUUCAAAUACAAGGUCUCAGGAAUCAAGGAGCACUUGAAACAUGUAGCAAGCAAUAUUUUACCUGUACAAGAUCCUUUAACUGUGGGACAAAAGCUGGCUGAUGGCAUCAUAGUUGAAUGCACCGAGUAUGUGAAUGCCAAAGUUCAAAAGCUCAACAAUUACUCUGAUGUCUACAUCCAGGAGAUCCUUCACAUGAUUGAUAAGCGACUGGAAAACAAUCAGAACAUUAAGGCAGACAAAGAGUUUGAAGUUUCUCUCAAACAACACAUCUGUGGAGUUGCAGCCACAGACUUUCAGAAAAUGCACAACAAUUUCUUACAAGAGAAUGACCCCUACAGAUGUCUGAACAAACACAAAGAAAAGUAUUGUAAAGAUUUUAAAGAUGUGUUCAAUAAACGAGACCAAUCUGAAAAAAAAGCUGAGGAAUUCACCAACAAGUGCUUGAAGCCUGCAGUUGAAAAAUUUGUCUACAGUAAACUGGGUCCUGAUAUCAUUCGCGAAAUGAAGGCUCAACCACAGUUCAUUGCAAGAAUAUACACCCAGUAUGAAAUUUUACUGGAUUUGCUUUCAAAGGAUAGCCAUACAGAUUACUUGAGAUACAUCCGCUCAUAUGAGGGCUAUGUGAAGGAUUGGAUACUCAACCAAACAGUGAAACACUUCACAAAAGGUUCAAAGGCAUUUGAGUUUGAGGAUCGGCAUCUUGAGACGAGCAUCGGCAGCAUAAAUGACGCAAUCAGCAAGGCCAAAAAGAAAACAAGUGAUGACUUGAAAACAUUCAUCAAAAACUUCUGUCAGGAACUUGGUGAUACACUGGUCAUUCCCCAGGAUGCACUUGGUGCUUUCAUGAUCCUGAACAAAGCAAACCAAGAACAAUUUGCUAACUGGUUCACACAAUUUGUGAAGGACAUGGAACAAAAUCUGAGACAAAAGUUUAAAACCACAAACUUCAGCAUGAAACUGAAAUGUCUUGAUAUCAAGCCUCAGCAGGAGCUUUUCAGUCAAAUCAUUGGAUGCGGUAAACAGUGUCCAUUUUGUGCAGUGGCUUGUGUGCAAGGAGGAGGUUCCCAUACUGAGCACAUGGCUAAACUACAUAGGCCACAGGGUCUGAACGGAUACAGACGGGUGAAAUCAGGAAAACUUGUGACCGACAUAUGCACAUCAUCAGUGAACAGUGACAAACAUUUUCGUUGUACUGAAACAAAAUAUAGUUGGUAUCCUUACAAGAAAUACACAGAUAUCUUUCCAGACUGGAAAAUUCCUCCUGAUGGAUCCUUUGAGGCAUCCAACUACUGGAAAUAUGUAAUGGCUAGGUUCAAUGACAAGUUUGCAGAAGCACAUGGUGCAGAGCCUGCUGAUAUUCCUGUCACCUGGAAAUCGAUCAGACGAGCACAGGCAGAGGAGAGUCUGAAACAGUCACUAAAGAAUUAAGAAGAAACUAGUUUGAGAAAUAGACCACAAGCACAUCAAAGUUUGAUUUUAUAUGAUAGAUCCUCCUUAUACUGCCAGUGAAAUCAUCAUUCCAGAUAUUCAAAGAAAUUAAUUGCUGGGAAAAUGUGUUUCUUUUAAUAAAUCCUAUGCAAGAUGAUGUUUUUUGUUUCUGUGAUAUAUCAUGUACAUGUAUUGUUUUAUCUCUUAAAAUGAUAAAGUUUGUACUGUGUUAUUCAUCAUAAUUAUUGAGACAUAUUUAGUACAAUAGAUGGAUGGAUGCCGUAACAUCAGAAUUUUUCAGGCAUUUUUUCAAUGUUAAAUGCAGGAUCUCUGUUUUUUUUUCUUCUCGUACCAAAUAUUUUAAUUUUAAUUUUUAUCUUAAAAGAUUAUUCACUUCAUGUGGGGUGUUGUCAAUUGAAAUGAGAAUGAAAUGAAAUUCCAAGUGUGUGAUCUCUGGACAAUGUCAUAUGAAGUUAAUAAAUAUCCCAUCUUUACAGUUUCAA